UGCCGAGCCAAGCGCGAGAUCGUCUGCGGUCUCGGGCUCGUGUUCUGUCUGGCCAACGACAGCUGCGUUCUCGAGGGUACUUGCCUGAUCGCUGGAAGUGGGAACGCCGCGGGGAGCGGCGUCACAACAGAGGACGUUACGCACACGACGGUGGAAGGAUCAGCUGCGUCCACUGACGGCGCGACGGAAAUGCCCAGCACGACGCUGGAAACGACAGGAUCGGCGUCAAAUUUAUCACAGGGAACGACGGAUCCGUCCAGCGCGGCCACUGAAGAGACCUCAACGGUACCAGGGCCUCUAGAUAGCUGUGAAAUCGACCAAGUCUUCUGCGUCAUCACCGACCGCUGCCAGUCGCCCGCCGACGCCUGCGGCGUCGUCUGCCCGCCCAGUCACGUGGUCUGCUCCGGCCAGGAGACGUGCGUGACCUACCGUGCCUGUCAGGACCCGUUGGACACAGGUCUGGCAUGGACCCUGCCUGAGCCGGUCGUCCAGGGGUCAAGCGAACUGCCGCCGGCCGUCUCACUCAACUCCAUCGUCCAGUCAGCCGCGGCGGAGACUCUUCUACUGACCGGUAACGCGCCCAGCUUCCUGGUGGAGACGGCCGACGAGGGCUGGGAGGCAGCUGACGCGGCCGACGGCACCUUCAGCCCACUCACCGUCGGCAGCCGCUUGCGCUUCAGCCAGUUUGUGCAGUUCCAGCCGGCCGAUACUGGCUUCGGCUUGCGCCAGCUGAACCUCAGCCAGGACGUCGACAAGGAGACGAGCCUGCAGUACACGGUGCUGCAGUACGUGCUGCCCCGGGCCGGGCUGGUCAGCAUCAACACCUCGGAGUUGACCCUCGCCGAGGACGAGCCGGGCACGCUGCUCAUCUCAGAGCUCGUCUCCGUGGGCCGCGCCGCCUCGGCCGCCGACCUCGAGGAGCUGAGCUGGCAGCUGCAGUCGCCGGCGCUGGACCGCGCCGCGCUCGGGUACCAGCAGCUGCGCUCGCUGUACCAGCCGACGGUACCGGUACGGGUGCGGUACGCCGGAGAGAUUCAGCGCCGCUCUGAGGUGCCAGGCCAGACGCUCUUCUCGUACACCGGCGACGAGGACAGCUGGGAAGAGCACUCCUUGGAGCUUACUCCACUGGAACUACAAUUGCCACUUGACCCCGAGUCACCUGAACAACCUCAGGUCAUGUUCAUACCCAAACCCAACUUCCAAGGCCCGGUGCGAUUCAUAUUUGAGGUUAGCCUGGCGGGGAGCAAAACGGAGGCGGAGGUUCUUCUGAUGGUGCGCGAGGCGAACGACGCCCCACUGCUGCGGGCCGAGAACGCUAGCCAAGCGUGGUCCGAGCGGGAGGCGGAGGAGGGCGCCGGCCUGGUGCUGGCCGCCUGGGACCAGACAGCCUCCCCGGAGCUGCUCACCGUACCUGGCUGUCAACCGGUGAGCUUUCCAGCCUGA
This is a messenger RNA of Pollicipes pollicipes, 1443 nucleotides long. RefSeq lists its product as uncharacterized. The transcript is spliced from 10 exons. The record is from RefSeq and is a predicted model, not a curated record. Lineage: Eukaryota; Metazoa; Arthropoda; Thecostraca; Pollicipedomorpha; Pollicipedidae. The coding region runs from base 190 to 1443 and encodes 417 amino acids.